GCUUUUAAACUAUUUCCAAAUGAAUGAAAACCAUUGAAGGCAAGAAAUAAUCACCUUCUUGAAACUAAACUUUUAUCCUGGCCGGUAAGUUAUUAUUAUUUUUUUUGGCAAAACAAUUUUAAGAACUCUGUUCAUGUUUCCGAAGCUACCAACCAAUCUACCUACUUACUUGACCCUCAAAUUCAUCAGGCAACGUUUGAAUUUUGAUGACUUGGUCAGUGCACGUAACUUGUUCGAACAAAUUACUGAACCAGACCUCCGCACCUGGACUCUCUUCAUUUCAGCUCACACCCAACAUGGAUACCCAACUGAAGCUACCCAUUGGUAUGCUACCUUACGAUCCCAUAAAAUACACCCAGAUAAAUUCCUGCUCUUGUCAGUUGCCAAGGCUUGUGCUUUAUCAGGAAAUCUUUCCAAAGCUAAAGAGGUUCACGAUGAUGCCAUUUUAUUUGGAUGUGCUUCGGAUACUUUGUUGGGUAAUGCAUUGAUUGAUAUGUAUGCUAAAUGCAAGUGUGUUGAUGGGGCGAGGUUGGUUUUUGAUUCCCUUCUAGUUAAAGAUGUGGUUUCUUGGACAUCCAUGGCGGCUUGUUAUGUUAACUGUGGAUUGCCUAAAGAGGGUCUGGGAGUUUUCCGUGAGAUGGGUUUGAAUGGGGUGAUGCCUAAUCCAGUGACCGUUUCUUCGGUCUUACCUGCAUGUUCAGAGUUGAAAGAUUUGAAAUUAGGGAGAGAGAUUCAUGGGUUUGUUGUUAGGAAUAAUAUGGGAAGGAAUCUGUAUGUGAGUAGUGCACUUGUAAAUAUGUAUGCUAGUUGCUUAAGCAUGAGAGAGGCGGAGUUGGUAUUUUCUAGCUUGUCUCAGCGAGAUAUUGUAUCUUGGAAUGUAAUUUUAACAGCUUAUUUUGGGAAUAAAGAAUUUGAAAAGGGUAUUGAUUUAUUUUACAGAAGGAGAGAAAGGGGUCAACUGAAUCAUGCUUCUUGGAAUGCUGUUAUUGGUGGGUGUGUACAGAAUGGGAAAAAUGAAAUGGCUCUAAGGACACUUGCUGAGAUGCAGAAGGAAGGGUUCAAGCCUAAUUUUCUUACGAUUGCUAGCGUCUUACCUGCUUUUACAUAUUUGGAAAACUUAAGAGGAGGCAGAGAGAUUCAUGGUUAUAUCUUUAGGCAUAGAUUCACUGGGGACUUGAUCUUUAUGACGGCUCUGGUUUACAUGUAUGCCAAAUGUGGUGAGAUGGAGAAAUCAUACACAAUCUUUAAUAUUCUAGAAAGAAAAGACACUGUUGCCUGGAACACAAUGAUCAUUUCAUAUUCCAUGCAUGGCAAUGGGAGGGAAGCCUUGCUGCUAUUCCACAGAAUGAUAGACUCUGGUGUCAAACCAAAUUCUGUUACUUUCAUUGGUGUUCUCUCUGGCUGCAGCCACUCAAGACUUAUUGAUGAAGGCUUGCUGGUUUUCAAUUCAAUGAGUAGGGAUCACUCCGUCGAACCUGAUUCAGAUCACUACUCGUGUGUGGUUGAUAUACUAGGCCGUGCUGGUAGACUGAAUGAGGCAUUUGAGUUCAUACAAAGAAUGCCUAGAGAACCAACUGCUAGUGCUUGGGGGGCAUUGCUCUCUGCAUGCAGAUUGCAUCGAAAUGUGGAUUUGGGAAGAGCUACUGCAAGCAGAUUGUUUGAGAUUGAACCCAAUAACCCUGGAAACUAUGUAUUGUUAUCCAACAUUUUAGUUACUGCAAAGCUAUGGGAUGAGGCUUCUAAAAUCAGGAAGCUGAUGAGAGACAGAGGAAUUGUGAAAGCACCAGGUUGUAGCUGGGUUUGGGUGAGAAACAAAGUUUAUACUUUUUCUGCUGGUGAUAAGAGCAAUGAACAAAAUGACGAAAUAUAUAGAUUUCUUGACGAUUUGCGUGAAAAGAUGAGAUUAGCUGGCUAUGCACCCAACACAGAUUUUGUUCUGCAAGAUGUUGAUCAAGACAUGAAGGAGGAUAUUCUUUGCAACCACAGUGAAAAACUUGCUGUUGCUUUUGGGAUAUUGAAUUUGAGUGGGAAAACAUCAGUUACUGUAUUUAAAAAUUUGAGAAUAUGUGGGGACUGUCAUAAUGCCAUGAAGUUCGUAGCGAAGAUCGUUGGUAUAAAGAUCAUUGUAAGAGAUUCUUUGCGAUUUCACCAUUUUAUGGAUGGUUGCUGUUCCUGCCAUGAUUUUUGGUGAUGUUUCAUAAGGAUUUCCCCAAAAUAAUGUUCCAAACUGGAAAAGUGAAACUGAGUGAGGUGAAUGCUAUGUUUCCUCUUCUUGGAUAAUUUCUUUAGCAACGUUUUGCUGCCUAGGUUCGGCUUUUAAUUUUCACAAGAUUUUACAUAUUUAGGAGAGUACAAUGCAAAUUUAGCGAAAAGGACUGCAAACACGAGAAAAGCAUUGUCCAAACAACAGCCAUCAAAGUUUUUAGCAUAAUCAGAGGGUGUAUAGCUAAAAUUUUUGUUCUCCUUGGAGCUGCCCAGAACUUUUGUGAUGCUACCUAAAAUCCCAUAUUUCUUAUGAUCAUCACUUCCAGCUUUCGGAGUUGGAGCCAGACAGCUUGAGCAAGUCUCAGAUGACAUCACUCAACCUGAAGUAAAGCACUACCACCAACAUGCCCAAGAAUCAGAAAAAAGAGCCACAAGACCUAUGAGGCACUCAGGUAGGCACUUUUAUGAAUUAUUAUUAUUAUUAUUUUGAAUUAUUGGAAACCAGCAUCCAAUACAAACCAAUCUUUCUGUAACAGAGGCCAUAUUGGAUUUCAUGAGACCAUCAAAGGAGGAGCCAAUUUUCUCGUGCCAACAAGGAGCCAAACAUGAGGCAUCAGAUCUAUGGAAUAAUGCAAGUUGACUACAUAAGUUAUCAGGAGUAAUAUUUUGCUGAUAAAUCAGGAAAAUGAUACAUGUUUCCAUGCACAAGUGUGUUCUGAACUCAAUAUAGAAAGUAAUCAAAGAAAAGGAUGACUCUAACAAACAUAUAUUUUUCAGUUAAUGAAAUGAUCUUCCCUCUCAUGGCAAACAGAUAGGCAAUGGGGGUGAACAAUAAAGUCCAGCAAAACAUAUAUAUAUUUUUUUUUGAACUCCUAGUGCUUUCUAAUUUCAUGAAAGAUAAACCAAAAUUUAGAGCUAAAUUCAUGAAAGUUCAAAUCUAUGCCCAAUAUAGGAGGCAUCUAGU
Molecule: messenger RNA, 3169 nt
Organism: Carica papaya (papaya)
Lineage: Eukaryota; Viridiplantae; Streptophyta; Magnoliopsida; Brassicales; Caricaceae
Source: RefSeq, a predicted model, not a curated record